UGUAUGAGGAGAGAGAUUGUGAUAGGUGACAGCUGCCACUUAAGAGUAGGAAGAUAAGAAAUGAGGUGACACCACCUGCCUCAGAGCAGUCACUGGGAUCUCAACAUCUGUCCUGACAACACCUGACAUACACUGCUCCUCAGACCACACUAUGUCGGUCCACUUCACCGAGGACACGGGCUCGACUCGCAAAUAUAAAUUCCGUCGCAUCCAGACGGGGACCAUCAGGUUCAAAGUGAAGGCGGCUCAUGACGUGGCCAUCUGCCUCUCCUCUGACAAUGAAGAGGAACCUGAGGACAUGUACGAGAUCUUCAUAGGGUGCUGGGGAGGCGGAGAGUCUGGUAUCCGCCGUAAGAAACACGAUGACGUCUGCCGCAUCGAGACACCAGACAUCGUCAACGGAGAUGAGUUCGUGGGAUUCUGGAUAAAGAUUCAACGCGGCGUCAUCAAGGUUGGCCGCUCUGGACAAAAACAUGCCUUCAUGACUUACUCUGACCCUGAGACUCUCCUUCAUGCUACCUGGUAUGGCUUCUCAACCGGCUGGGGUGCAGAGGGCGAGUGGGUCUUCCCCGAUGACGAUGACACUUCUUCGUCGUCCUCGUCAGCCAUGUCUUCCUCUGACUCUGAGGCAGAAGACAUCAACAACCUGGAAGACAGACCCAUCCAGUACAAGCGACCAGCACGGUGGGUACCAGCCAAGAGUGGCUACUUCCCCCGUCAUCCAGUGUCUGGAGGAGAGGGUCCUGACGGUGAGGUCUUUGUGGGCAUGGCUCACCAUGAAGGUGCCUAUGUGCUGGGUAUGGUGGUACCUGACCACGGCUGUUGCUACAUACCCUAUGGUGGUGAUGCCAUUCCAAAGUCUGAGUAUUUUGUGCUGAGUAACCCUGGUAGUGUGACGCUGUCUUGGGAGCCAGGGAGCAUGGGCAAAGCUCCCUCAGGAGCCCUGCAGGGCGGCAUCACAGAGGACGGUGAAGCUCUUUUCAUCGGCCGUGUCAGCGUGGAUGGUGAGGUCUCCGUCGGUAAGGUUCAUGGCAGCCAUGGGGUGUGCUACGUUCCAUACGGGGGCAAAGAACAUGCCCACAAGCAUUACGAAGUCCUCUGUGUCCGCAACGUUCCCUGCAGAGUCUAACCUGUGCAUUGCAAGCACCUACAACCUUUUGUGCCGAGUCUAGCAUUUGCCUUGCAAGCUCCUGCGACAUUUCAUGUAGAGUAUAGCAUUCGUCUUGCAAUAGCCUAUAACCUCCAUUCAGAGAUUAGUCUUCGUCUUGCAAGCACCUGCAACCUUCUCUGCAGGUGGGAAGGUUAGACUCCAUGGAAAGUCUAGCCGAAGGCUAGACUUUCCAUGGAGUCGAACCUUCGUGUUGUAAACGUUUAUUAAACUGGUCCUAAUCAUUAAACGUGUCGUGCUUCA
This is a messenger RNA of Cherax quadricarinatus, 1411 nucleotides long. RefSeq lists its product as uncharacterized. The record is from RefSeq and is a predicted model, not a curated record. Lineage: Eukaryota; Metazoa; Arthropoda; Malacostraca; Decapoda; Parastacidae.